CCAAUGGGAGCACGGGAAUGGUCCAACCUUUUUCCGUUCCCCCUCGCUUUGAGCUAACACUCGUCUAGCCUUUUUUUGUCGAUGGCAUGGUGCUAGCAGCUACGGCAGAAAUAUAGGUGUCACGGGAAAUUACGAAUACUGACAAUUAAUUCGGACAUCUGAUGGAAAACAGUUAACUCGGGCGGAUUCCUGAAAUACAUGACAGCCAAAACAUAUUUUACAGUCCAGCACCAAGCCUCACAUUUUGAGGUUGAUAAUUCUGCCCCAAGGUUAGCGAGCUAGCGGGGUAGCCGAUUAACGCGAAACUAGUUGCGCGAUCGGUAACUCUGUUAACGGAGACUUAGUCGUGUGUUCGUAAGAGUGAUUAUAAACCAACCAGACUAGAGGAAUAGCAUGGCCGAAGCUGAUAAGUUGAACAUCGACUCCAUUAUACAACGUCUGCUGGAAGUGAAAGGCUCCAGACCUGGUAAAAAUGUUCAGCUGACAGAAAAUGAAAUCCGCGGUCUCUGCCUCAAAUCCCGGGAGAUCUUCCUCAGCCAGCCAAUUCUGCUCGAACUUGAGGCGCCCCUCAAGAUCUGCGGUGAUGUUCACGGGCAGUACUAUGACCUGCUGAGGCUGUUUGAAUACGGAGGCUUCCCACCAGAGAGCAACUAUCUCUUCCUGGGGGAUUAUGUCGACCGAGGGAAGCAGUCCCUCGAGACCAUCUGCCUGCUGUUGGCAUACAAGAUCAAAUACCCAGAAAACUUCUUCCUGCUGAGAGGAAACCAUGAGUGCGCCUCCAUUAACAGAAUAUAUGGCUUCUACGAUGAGUGUAAAAGGCGAUACAACAUAAAGCUGUGGAAGACCUUCACUGACUGCUUCAACUGUUUGCCCGUCGCAGCCAUUGUUGAUGAGAAGAUUUUCUGUUGCCAUGGAGGCCUGUCCCCAGACCUCCAGUCCAUGGAGCAGGUCCGGAGGGUCAUGCGCCCCACGGACGUGCCCGACCAGGGCCUCCUCUGCGACCUGCUGUGGGCGGACCCGGAUAAGGACGUGCUCGGCUGGGGCGAGAACGACCGCGGCGUGUCCUUCACCUUCGGCGCCGACGUGGUCACCAAAUUCCUCCACAAACACGACAUGGACCUUAUUUGUCGGGCCCAUCAGGUCGUCGAGGACGGGUAUGAGUUCUUUGCAAAGAGGCAGCUGGUGACGCUGUUCUCAGCCCCGAACUACUGCGGGGAGUUUGACAACGCCGGAGCCAUGAUGAGCGUCGACGAGACCCUCAUGUGCUCAUUCCAGAUUCUCAAACCUGCAGACAAGAAGCUGUUCUACGGCAGCGGAGUAGGGAUGGGCUCCGGCCGCCCAGUCACUCCCCCAAGGAAAGCUAAGAAAUGACAGCAGCAGUUUGCUCCUGUCCUCUCUACCUCUCUUCUCCUUUCUUUCACCAAACAGCCAGAAAUGAAACCUAUACCCAGGGCUUUUUUCCUUUUUUUAUCUGUACUUCUUAAAACAUUUAAUGUUUCGAAUUGUCUGAGUGAGUGCGUGCGUGCGCAGAUGACGACGACGUGUGUCUCGUCUGCCGGUGAGCAUUAAAAUCAUGUGUGCACGUGUACAAUUGGUGUGAGAGUAUUAGAGAUUUAUACUUUACCCUCUCUCUUACCGCUCCUCCCGUGGAAAGGUUAAAACCACAGUGGCUGUCUGUACAGUAAUUUUAACUGAGAAAGCAGGGUUUGGGAGACUGGGAGAUUGCUGACGUGAUGAAUAUAGCAGUGGACCCCUGCCAGCAGGUGGCGUGUGUGUACUUGUGGAGAGGGGGGAAGUAUUUUGUUUUCCCUGUCCUCUGUCCUGUAAAAUCCAUCACAGGUGUGUGCGUGCGUGUGUGUGUGCAUGCGCUAUCUUAUCUUGCCUAUCGGAGCGCGGCGUCUCGGUUUCCAUGAAACGGAACAAGUACGUCGCCCUGUCCAAGACGAGCAAGGACGUGCUUACCCAAACACACACACAUACGCACACACACUCACACACGCAUAUGACUCUUCAGAUUCAUAUGAGCCAGAGCUGUAAAAAAAACAUACAGUUUAGGUUUGUACAGAUUUGAUUACUUGAAAGAGAUUUUUUGUGAAUUCGUUUUGUAGUCUUUCAUCAAGUUGACCAAUAAAGCGAGAAUCUGAGCUACAA
Messenger RNA from Pseudoliparis swirei, 2151 nucleotides. RefSeq names its product serine/threonine-protein phosphatase alpha-2 isoform-like. The coding region runs from base 394 to 1371 and encodes 325 amino acids. Lineage: Eukaryota; Metazoa; Chordata; Actinopteri; Perciformes; Liparidae. The transcript has 7 exons. Gene Ontology annotation, molecular function: protein serine/threonine phosphatase activity. The record is from RefSeq and is a predicted model, not a curated record. Gene Ontology annotation, cellular component: nucleus; cytoplasm.